UGUUUAUUGAAAAUUGAAAUAAAAGUUGAAAUCGGACAACAUGAGGCACGUCCAGUUCCUGGCCCGCACUGUGCUAGUGCAAAAUAACAAUGUGGAAGAGGCCUGCCGCAUGCUCAACCGCGUGCUGGGAAAGGAAGAGAUUCUUGAUCAGUUUCGCCGCACGCGUUUCUAUGAGAAGCCCUACCAGGUGCGUCGCCGUGUGAACUUUGAGAAGUGCAAAGCCAUCUACAAUGAAGACAUGAACCGCAAAAUACAGUUUGUGCUCCGCAAGAACCGUGUUGAACCUUUCCCCGGCUGCAGUUAGUUUCCUAGGCUCUUCGUAGUGUUCUUAAUGUAAUAAAUCUAAGAAAACUUGUUGGUAAA
This is a messenger RNA of Drosophila persimilis, 363 nucleotides long. It is a transcript of the gene mRpS21, whose product is annotated as 28S ribosomal protein S21, mitochondrial. Gene Ontology annotation, biological process: translation. Gene Ontology annotation, molecular function: structural constituent of ribosome. The record is from RefSeq and is a predicted model, not a curated record. The transcript is spliced from 2 exons. Lineage: Eukaryota; Metazoa; Arthropoda; Insecta; Diptera; Drosophilidae. Gene Ontology annotation, cellular component: ribosome. The coding region runs from base 41 to 304 and encodes 87 amino acids.